Molecule: messenger RNA, 4932 nt
Organism: Oreochromis niloticus (Nile tilapia)
Lineage: Eukaryota; Metazoa; Chordata; Actinopteri; Cichliformes; Cichlidae
Gene: dsg2l
Product: desmoglein 2 like
Exons: 14
Coding region: 103-3420 (1105 amino acids)
Biological process (GO): homophilic cell-cell adhesion
Cellular component (GO): desmosome; plasma membrane
Molecular function (GO): calcium ion binding
Source: RefSeq, a predicted model, not a curated record
GUCAAAGUGUAAACGCAGUUAACAACAGGCUACAGAUGUAGUCAAACGGAAGCCGAAGUCUUAUUCGAGAAUUGACAACAUUUUGUUUUAUUUCUAGACGCGAUGGGAUCACUACUGAACAGCAGCAUUUUUAUUCUCCUGGCGUUCUUUCAAGCUCUUGUUUCGGUGGGAGCAGAAGGAAAUGGACGACUCCUGCACAGGCAGAAGAGAAACUGGAUCGCACCACCCCGAAAGCUAAUUGAGAACCAUGAUUACACCGGCCUUAAUUGCGUUGCUAGAAUUCGCUCUGAUAAGGAGGAGUAUGCAAAGAUGCUCUACUAUAUAACAGGGCCUGGUGCUGACCAGGACCCUGUUGGUAGAUUUCGUAUUAACCAUAACACUGGCUGUUUGAGAGUCUAUUCCAUUCUGGAUCGAGAGGAGAUUGCCUUCUAUCGUUUAAGAGGUGUGGCAAGAUACACCAAUGGGACCCAGGCUGAAAAAUACAUUGACCUUAAUAUCACUGUCGAGGAUGAGAAUGACAACGCGCCAGUCAUUAAACUACAGCAAGUUGGAUAUGUCAAUGAAUCUAGUCGAUCAGGUGUUGUUAUCAUGAAAAUAAUAGCUACUGAUGCUGAUGAUGAGAGAACAGAGAACGCCCAGCUCUCAUAUAGCAUUGUUGAGCAGGCUAACACAGCUGGGUUGUUCUGGAUGAACUCUCGAACUGGAGAGCUCAUGGUUCAAAGUACCUCACUGGAUCGGGAGAAACAAGAUACAUAUAAGUUAAUGAUUAAAGUCUGUGAUUUAAAUGGACGCCCAGGAGGACUAACGUCAACUGGAGAAGUCGAGAUCCAAAUUCUAGACAUAAAUGACAACAUUCCAACGCUGGAAAAAGAAACAUAUGAAGGGCAUAUUGAAGAGAACACUGUCGGUGUGGAAGUUAUGAGGAUAAAAGCCAUUGAUAUGGACCUAAUUCACACAGACAACUGGCUGGCUGUUUUCCAAAUCGUUUCAGGGAAUGAGGGAGGUUAUUUCGAUAUCACUACGGAUGCAAAAACCAAUGAGGGAAUUAUCAUGGUCCGGAAGGCUCUUGACUAUGAGGAACUAAAGGUGAUGAACUUGCGUGUCAUGGUUUCCAACAAAGCAGCGUAUAAUUUUGGCAGUAGUCAGUCUGCGACAGGGGCAACAGGUAUCAAAACCUACCCAGUCACAAUUAAUGUGGUCAAUCAGAAGGAGGGACCUCGUUUCCAACCAAGCGUAAAAGUGGUGACUGUCUCAGAGGAGCUCACAUCCACCUCCCUCAGCAAAGUCAUAACUAAUUACGCUGCUAUUGACACUGACACACAAAAGAUUGCCACCAACGUGAGGUAUGCCAAACUCCGUGACAUUGACAACUGGUUGAUUAUCGAUGAAAAGACAGCAGAUAUCAGGCUGAGUAAACUCCCGGACCGAGAGUCCGUGCACUUGAUCAAUGGAACAUAUUACGCAGAAAUUAUAUGCAUCAGCAAUGAUCUGCCCUCAAAAACUGCUACGGGGACCAUAGCUAUUCAGGUGGAGGACUUCAAUGAUCACUGCCCAAGACUGACCUCUAAAACUCAGACCAUGUGCUUUCAGGAUAGUGUGAUCUAUGUCACUGCUGUAGAUGAAGACCGCUUCCCCAAUUCAUCACCAUUUGAAUUUACUGUGGUUGAAGAGGGCACCUCAGGGAAGUGGAGAGUGGAGCAUUUUAAUGAAACUACAGUCAUUCUGCGAGAAGAAAACUAUUUGUGGCCUGGGGUCCACAAAGUCACACUGAAGAUCACAGACCAGCAGGGAAAGUCAUGUGCUGAUGCUCAGAUAAUAGAUUUGACUGUAUGUACCUGCAAUAAAAACACCAAAUCCUGUGUGUCACACUCUACGUCGACUGCAACUUUUGGAGCUGCGGGUAUUCUGCUGAUGUUGCUGGGACUGCUGCUGCUGCUUUUGGUGCCUCUCCUGUUGCUCUUCUGCCUGUGUGGGAGUACAGCGGCUAUCGGCGAUUUCAAGUCUAUUCCAUACGACACAAAGCAACAGCUGAUCUCAUAUCACACCGAGGGACAGGGAGAAGACAAUGAGGUUCCUCUUAUGCAUGUCCCAGUGGAGGUUGAUGGUGGUGCAGCGACUAAGAAUAUCAACAUGUUUGAGGGACAGGGAUACCUUGGAGGGCUGGCUGAGUUAGGAGGAGCAGCAGGUGGAAGAGGGCCCUAUAAAGGCAGUGCUAUAUACACAUCCAAUAUGACAGCUGACAACGUGAACCUGUACAACCAGUACAAAUACUCCAGUGGACAGAAUAUGGACUUCCUGAAUACAGGAACGAUGCCCAGACAAGAUAUGAAUUUCUCUCAAUACAGAGGUGGGGCAUGGGAUGGCAUUGCUCUAUCUGAGGAAUUUCUAUGGGACUACUAUGUAAGAAAAUCCGAUCAUGCUGCACAGCAACCUCAGGUGAAGGACAAUAUGCUGAUCUACAACUAUGAGGGUCAAGAGUCGCUGGCAGGUUCUGUAGGCUGCUGCAGCCUUCUUGAAAAUGAUGAUGAUCUUGCAUUCCUUAAUGACCUCGGGCCUAAAUUCAAAACCCUAGCUGAGAUUUGCCAGGGAUCAACCAUGGUCACUGAAUCUGUAGAUGUGGCAGUUUCUUCCACUCCAGUCAGACCCGUCUCUCCUUUGAGGCCUUCCACCUCAACACACACCCAUGUCCGUAGUCACACAGAAACCAUCAGGGACAGGGAUCGCGUUAAUAUUAACACCCUAAAUACCUCCAAUGUAUCAUCCGGAUCUUCUACCAUUAUCCAAGAGGAACGUAUUACUGGGAGAGCACAGAGUUCAGCAACUCUUCCCAAUGUACACGUCCAGGACAACAUAGUGAUUCCCAGUCAGACACUGCUCAUACAGCAACCUGCUAUGUACUAUGCUGCUACGCCCAUGUAUGUAGUCGAGUCCAAGCCCCAAGUAAUGCUUGUGGCAGGAGGCACGCAGCAGGCAGUGGGUUCAGUAGGCCAAGCUGGGCUAAGUCAUGGGCUGGUGCAAGUCAGUGGCCUCCAAAGAUCCCAGGGUGUGGUACUUGUCGAUAGACAGGGGGGAGUAGGUGAAGCAACAGGCCAGGCAGCACAAGGACUUUCACAAGGAACCAUGUCAAGGUCUAGACAACUAUUAGUGGUGGAGAAUGGAUCCUCAGGAGGAGAGCAAGGUGUGCAUUUAGCGCAAGGCUUUGUGCAGACUGGACAAAGGUCUGCAGAGCAGGGCUUUCAAGUCCGAAGUGUGCCAGUGAAAGCUCAGGGUUUUUCAGUGGGUUCGCACAGUUCUCUAGGGUCAAACGAGGAAGCUAAGCUGACAGUCACACCUAAGUCACAUGGGACCAAGAGAGUGGUUGUGCAACAGAAAAAGGUCUUGGUGACAGAAAAAAAUUUGGAGUCUACUUCAAGAGCUUAGAGCAACCGUUUUCUGUAGCCUCGCUACAAAUAUUACUCUUGUUUUGACAUGUAAUGAUAUACUGACUGGACUGGAAUGUACUACAGUACACCAACAUGCUGUAUUUCUAUUAAUGCAGAUUAUUAAUUGUGGUAUAAACUGGAGUUUGGUCUGCUUGACCCAAAGUCUUAUACUGUAGGUUCUCAUCCACCGACCUGAGAAGUUAGUGUGUAAUACAGACUGUAAGGUGCAAUUAGCCAUCAGAGGCUGGAUUUUCAAACUGACACUAGUCAAAAUUCAGUUCUGUCAACAGCAGGGGAAUACAAUACAAUAUUAAUGUUGACUAUAGAGAGGAAAGAAAGUGUAAAAUUUUACACGGUCUUACGUGACUUCUGUUAUUAGAACCCAGCCGAGGGAAAAAACAAAACAUUGAGUUCACUUAACAGACCUAUAUGUGCUAUAUUGUUUUUAGGUACAAAACUAAUAUGGCUUCGGGGCAGUAAAACAACUAGUCCUAAACCAGUUUUACUUAAACUUUGUGUCCUUUAAAAAGAGAAAGUAAAGUAAAAACAUGUCUACACCCUUAUCUUGGGCAGCAAUAGCUUCCAGCCUGCCAAGCUGCUGUACGAACGGGAACUGCUGCACUGUUUUUGAGUGAUCCCCAAAGGCUACGGUACUGAAUAAAUCAACAGCCAGAAAUCACAUGCAUGAACUUGAUAUUCAAUUAAAGCGCAACAGAUAGGUCUAAACAGAUACAUCCACACUCCAGGAAAAACACAACGUGAGCGCUAUACAUCUUAGUAAGACUUUUUGCAAUGAAAAUUCCCACACAGGAUUAUUUUCUGCUUAGCGAUAAUUUUUUAAUAUAUAAUGUGCAUAUAUAAUUAGUCUUCAAAAGAACAUAGUUUUUGGCAGAGGUAGAGGCUGUAGAUUUAUCAUUUAUCUUUAAAGGCUUUACUGCACAGACUGAUGUAUUAUUUUAGAGUGUUGUGAUUUUUAAGGUGCUUAAUUUGUACAUUGGUAUAUUUGUUUAGCCAUGACUAAAGUUGUAGUCAUGCUAACUGUUAGAUUGUUCACCUACUUCAUAAUGUGUUCAGAAGCUGUACAGAAACUAGAUAAAUACUGAGUGUGCUCAAAUAACACAUCUUCUAUUUGAACUGUUGCACUAUUUUUAUAUUUUUCCUGAAAGUAUGCAUUUUAUAUAUAUAUGUAUAUAUGUAUGUAUAUAUAUAUAUAUAUAUGUAAGUAUUAAUUCCAUGAGAUUUAAGUGCCAAAGCUGAAGAAAUGUAUUCUGUGCGAUCAUUAUCAGAUUGAUUUUGUGUGUGUGUGUGUGGCUGUGUGUGUGUGUAAUGGGAUGGGAUGAGCUUGCCAGUUUAAUGCUGCUGUUCUUGCUACUGACCUGUAUUUUUAAGCCUGCUUUAUAAAAUGCUGUAAGAAUAUAGCAGUGCUGGGUUAAGCCACGGGGAUAAUUAAGAUGUUUGUAUUUUAAGGGGUUUUUCAACUUGUAUCACAAUAAACUCAAACAGAAAAGAA